UUUGCAAAUAGGUAAAAGCACUCCUAUCACUAUCGGGACGUCCUGCUUUCAUAUAUCAAGCAAACCUAUUCGUUAGCAGUGGGAGUUGUAGUCUUUCAGAAUUUUUUUCCUUGUAUUGUGACAACCACCCAGUAGGAUUACAUCGAACUCUUUGCUGUGCAUAUUUUUCUCCCGGAUCAACCAAUCCUGUGUCACGAAGGCGUAUGGUUUUAUGGUGUUCUCCAAUGGGCAGUCGUGCUUUUGAAGAGAGGCGGGAUUAUUCUCGACGUCAAUCAUUCUCAGAAGGCGGAGGAUCACAGAAAGAGCUAGGUUAGAGCAGCUACUCAACAAGGCAAACAGCAGCUCUGAGCGAAAACCACUUUUACCAGUCCGCAUCCAACAUCCACCGGGAUUCAACGGACGUUAAAGCCUGUCAUUCUUUCCACAUAAAUGUCCCUAUGGAUUACUAAUACAUUAUCGUCGAAGAGCAGACGCGUUCCUCAGCUUGACAGCAAAGCCUCGGAUUCCUCACACUGGUCACCUAGAGGACUCAUAGAGAGAUGAAGACUCUAGAGGAGCCCCCCUACCUGACGGUAGGGACGGAUGUGAGCGCAAAGUACAGAGGGGCUUUCUGCGAAGCCAAGAUUAAGACCGCCAAGAGGCUUGUCAAGGCCAAGGUGACCUUUAAGCCUGAUCUGUCUACAGCUGAGGUCCACGAUGAAAACAUCAAAGGACCUCUGAAGGUGGGUGCUGUUGUUGAAGUGAAGAAUCAGGACGGCGUUUACCAAGAGGCCACCAUUAAUAAGCUGACUGAUGCCAGUAUUUAUACGGUUGUUUUUGACGACGGCGACGAGAAGACUCUGAGGCGUUCUUCUCUCUGCCUGAAAGGAGCCCGUCACUUUGCAGAAAGCGAGACACUCGACAGACUCCCUCUCACCAACCCUGAGCACUUUGGCACACCGGUCAUUGGCAAGAAGGGGAACCGUGGCCGGCGAUCAAAUCCUAUUCAAGAGGAGGAGUUGUCCUCCUCCUCCAGUGAGGAAGAGGAGAGUGACCAGCGUCAGAAUGAAGAUCUGUUCGGCAAAGUGGUCUGCGUGGAGGGGGUUGCCGCCGGCGACAAAAAGAAGAGCACGUGGUAUCCCGCUCUGGUCAUUUCCCCGGACUGCCAUGAAGACAUAACCGUGAAGAAGGACAACAUCUUCGUCCGAUCUUUCAAGGAUGGAAAAUUCUACAUGGUGCUCCGGAAGGACGUCAACGAGAUAAACAGCGAGAUUCCUCCAAAAGCCGACGCCGGACUCAAAGCAGCGUUGGAUGCGGCGUUGGAGUUCCAGCGGAAACAAGCCGUGCCCGGCUCCUGGAAGACAGAAGUGAAAGAGGAGAGCUCCAGCAGCGAGGAGGAUGACGAGGAUGAGGAAGACGAGCAGGAGGAAGACGCCAGCGGGGAGGAGGUGGAGGUUAGCACCGGCACAGCGAGCCAUCGCUGCAUCCUCCGAGUGGAAAUGAUCCUCAUCUGCUCUCUUGUUUCCUGUCUGCAGGAGGAGGUGGAGCCGUUCCCAGAGGAGAGGGAGAACUUUCUGCAGCAGCUCUACAAGUUCAUGGAGGACAGAGGAACCCCCAUCAACAAGCGGCCUGUUCUCGGCUACAGGAACCUGAACCUCUUCAAGCUCUACAGGCUGGUUCACAAACUGGGAGGCUUUGACAACAUUGAAAGCGGCUCUGUUUGGAAGCAGGUCUACCAGGAUCUGGGCAUCCCUGUGCUCAACUCGGCCGCUGGCUACAACGUCAAAUGCGCUUACCGCAAGUAUCUGUAUGGAUUUGAGGAGUACUGCACCUCCACUGCCAUCACAUUCAAGAUGGACCUUCCUUUGAAGCAGGGUCCCAAGAGAGAGGUGAAGUCUGAGGAGGAAGCAGGAAGAGCGGCCCCUACUGCCUCCAUCUCAGAGGAGCAGAAAACCCAGAUGGACGGAGAACUUUGCACUCCACCAUCUGUUCUCUGCAAGGAAGAAAAAACAGACUUCACCCAAAUCAAAUCAGAGUCUGAACCAUCCAAAACGGAGGGAAAGGACGAUGACGACGACGACGAAGAAGAAGAAGAAGAAGAAGAAGGAGGAGGAGGCGCUUCAAAGGCGGACGCAGACGAGGGGUCGUCUACAUCCCGCCUCGGAGGUGAUAACAUAAAAACGGAGCAGGAUGACGAGCAGGAGAGCAAAGAUAACUCCGGGGAUGACAGCAGUCAGGAGGGGGAGGAAGGGGAGGAGUUUGAGUGUUACCCCCCGGGGAUGAAGGUGCAGGUGAGGUAUGGGCGAGGCCGCACUCUGAAGACGUACGAGGCCACUGUGAAAGAGGCAGACGUGGAGGGGGGAGAGGUGCUCUACCUGGUGCACUACUGUGGCUGGAACGUCAGAUAUGACGAAUGGAUCAAAGCGGACAAGAUCGUGCGCCCGGCAAAUAAGAACGUCCCAAAAAUAAAGCACCGCAAAAAAAUAAAGAACAAAGCUGAGAGGGAGCGCGACCGACUGGAGCGGCUCGGUGACAGGGAGGUCCUCGGCCCGAACCGUGUCCCGCGCUCCAAAUGCGGCCUGAGUCACGACGUCUUUUCCAAAAUGAACGAGAGCGAGGACAAAGGGACUCAGCAGCCUCCAGUCAAGUCGAUAGAAAUCACAUCGAUCCUCAACGGAUUGCAAGCUUCCGAGAUGUCCACAGAUGAGAGCGAGUGCGAGGAUGAGGAGCAGGAGCACGACGAAGAGGAUCAGCCCAGCAGCAGCGCCAGGCGAGGUCCGACAGAGCCGCCACAAGCCUCCGAGCGCUGGGAGAGCGGCGUCCCCUCCGAAGGGUCCAAAGCAUCCUCCGUCUCCGGGAAGAGCCUGGAAGCUGCUGGCGCAGAAAGCCCGGACGUUGGGAAGCUCAGAGGCCAGCCGGAGACGGAGAGAGAGGCGAGCACCAGGAAGAGAAAAUCGGAUGGUGCCGCCGAGAGGAACACGAAGGGUCUAUCCAAAGUAAAGACCAGGAACACCAGGAGUGCCGACUGGUUGCCGAGUGGCUCGCCUCGGAAGCUGGAGGACAGGGGGGCUCUGUCCAGCAGCAGCUCAGAGGACGAGAGCGCAGCGCUGGCCGACAUCCCGGCUGAGGAGAACGAGCGGAGCCGCGCCAAAACCAAAGGUUCCCCUUCCAAGAAGUACAACGGCAUGAAGGAGAAGAGCAAAGCCGGGAGGCAGGCCGGCUUCUGGGAGAUUCCCGAAAAGAAGGCUAAGCCAUCUGGGAAUGCCGAGGAAAAGGCACCGGCCGUUCGGCCCAAAGGACAAAAGGACGUGUGGUCCAGCAUUCAGGCCCAGUGGCCUAAGAAAACGCUGAAGGAGUUGUUCUCCGACUCGGACACGGAGGCAGCCAACUCUCCUCCGCCCCCCGUCCCAUCGUGUCUGGAUGAAUCCGGGGCGGACCAGGAGGCGGGACCCGAGGACGAAGGCUCCGAGGAACAGCUGGAGAACGACAAGCUGCAGGAGUUUCCCAGCAGCGGGAGCAACUCCGUGCUCAACACCCCUCCUACAACGCCAGAGUCGCCCUCCGGAGGAGGAAGCACGGUGGAGGAGACUAGUCAAGCACCGCCUCCUUCUCCGCCUUUGCUGCCUCCCGCCUUACCCUCAGAGCCGGUUUCCCACAAUCUGCCCCCAGAUCCGACUCAGGAGGAAGCAGCGGGGGGGCGCAGUGAGACGGACAGCAGCACGGUGGAGGUGGAGAGUCUGGGUGGAGAGCUGCAGGAGCUCCCGCAGGAUGACGGCACAGGCCUAGGCACAGGUUCCCCCUCCAAGGUUUACGACGUCAGUCUGUCCUGCAACAGCAGCAGCAGCCUAGAGCUGAGCAGCAGCAGCCAGCAGGACAACGAGCAGAAGUCCAAAGCAUCUGUGAGUCAGAAGAGGCAGAAGGAAUCACAGACAGGUGGAGUCUCGAAGAAACACAAGCCUAACCGCAAAAGCCUCGGUGUGCCUCCCAAAAGGAACAGGAAAGCAGCUAACAGCAGUGACAGCGAGGACCAGUCUGUUGUCGAAGGCUCGGCCAAAUCGGCCGCCUGUAAGAACACUUCAUCGGACCUGAAGGCCGCCGCGUCGCCCAAGUAUCACGGCCGAUCCCCGCCCUCCAGCCAUAAGUACCACAAGCAGGGAGACCCCGAUCACUCCCAGCACCGAGACAGCCAUGGAAGAUCGCCGCGCGUCUACAAAUGGAGUUUCCAGAUGUCUGAUCUGGAAAAGAUGAGCAGUCUGGAGAGGAUUUCGUUUCUUCAGGAGAAACUGCAAGACAUCCGGAACCACUACCUCUCCCUGAAGUCGGAGGUGGCCUCCAUCGACAGGAGACGGAAACGCAUGAAGAAGAAGGAAAGAGAAAGUGCAGUGGCCGCUUCCUCCUCCUCCUCUUCCUCUUCUUCACCAUCCUCCAGCUCGCUAACAGCAGCAGUGAUGCUGACGCUCGCCGACCCUCCGGUACCAUCUUCGUCGUCCUCGUCUCAGAACUCCGGGGUAUCAGUGGAGUGCAGGUGACAGGACGAAGCCGCGAGGAGCCACCGCACGAAGCACUUAACCAGCACCCCGAGGUCGCCGCCCCCUUUCCUUUUCAGCAGGAUGGCGAGACGGACCUGACCGGUUCUCCGCUGCUGCUGGGGCACAAAGAACCGGACGAGAAACAAGCACUAUUUUCUACUGACAACUGUUUCCUCGGCAAGCUAUCCGCACUUAAGUGCACUUUUACGAAGAUUGUGUUAAAGGAGAGGGAGGUUGAUGGGG
Molecule: messenger RNA, 4751 nt
Organism: Poecilia latipinna (sailfin molly)
Lineage: Eukaryota; Metazoa; Chordata; Actinopteri; Cyprinodontiformes; Poeciliidae
Gene: arid4b
Product: AT-rich interaction domain 4B
Exons: 24
Coding region: 540-4508 (1322 amino acids)
Biological process (GO): regulation of transcription by RNA polymerase II
Cellular component (GO): nucleus
Molecular function (GO): transcription cis-regulatory region binding
Source: RefSeq, a predicted model, not a curated record